Molecule: messenger RNA, 2093 nt
Organism: Mus musculus (house mouse)
Lineage: Eukaryota; Metazoa; Chordata; Mammalia; Rodentia; Muridae
Gene: Bbc3
Product: BCL2 binding component 3
Exons: 4
Coding region: 541-1122 (193 amino acids)
Biological process (GO): positive regulation of protein-containing complex assembly; positive regulation of intrinsic apoptotic signaling pathway; intrinsic apoptotic signaling pathway in response to endoplasmic reticulum stress
Cellular component (GO): mitochondrion
Source: RefSeq, marked validated
GCUGUGGAUCUGCAGGUGUCUCGCCUGGGUGUGUGUGCUCGUGUUUGGCUCCCGAGUUUGUAUCCCUACACCGAGAUGUUGGCGUUUGUCACCCGGAGGGGUGUCUGCGUGAGUCCUUGCCCGCGUGUCUGCGGGGUGGGGUGCACCUGUCCGUUUACGGGUGUGGGUGGCCACCCCCCAAACCAGAGUUGUAUACGUGUGCUCUUAAGGGGUGAAAAGGGGAUCUGUAUCUGUCGCUUGCCUGGUAGUGUUGGUGGUGGUGGUGCGGACGACCGGGGCACUUGAGCUGUGUUUGUGUGUCGCUUGAGUGAGCUGUGUUGCUGUGCAGGGGUCUCGCCCAAGUGUGCGCUGCGUGUGUGUGUGUGUGUGUGUGUGUGUGUGUGUGUGUGUGUGUAUGCGCGCGCGCGCGUGCUGUCUCUGGGUGUCUCCAAGACAAGCAUCUGCUGUACCCAGCUUUUGGGAUGGGAUGCCACCCAGUGCCUGAUCGCUCGCUGGGUGACUUCUGAGCAGCAAAAGGCACACAAGGCUCCAGGGAGCGCCAUGGCCCGCGCACGCCAGGAGGGCAGCUCUCCGGAGCCCGUAGAGGGUCUAGCCCGCGACAGUCCGCGCCCCUUCCCGCUCGGCCGCCUGAUGCCCUCCGCUGUAUCCUGCAGCCUUUGCGAGCCCGGCCUGCCCGCCGCCCCUGCUGCCCCUGCCUUGCUGCCGGCCGCCUACCUCUGCGCCCCCACCGCUCCACCUGCCGUCACCGCCGCCCUGGGGGGCCCCCGCUGGCCUGGGGGUCACCGCAGCCGGCCCAGAGGCCCGCGCCCGGACGGUCCUCAGCCCUCCCUGUCACCAGCCCAGCAGCACUUAGAGUCGCCCGUGCCCAGCGCCCCGGAGGCCCUGGCAGGAGGCCCCACCCAAGCUGCCCCGGGAGUGCGUGUGGAGGAGGAGGAGUGGGCCCGGGAGAUCGGGGCCCAGCUGCGGCGGAUGGCGGACGACCUCAACGCGCAGUACGAGCGGCGGAGACAAGAAGAGCAGCAUCGACACCGACCCUCACCCUGGAGGGUCAUGUACAAUCUCUUCAUGGGACUCCUCCCCUUACCCAGGGAUCCUGGAGCCCCAGAAAUGGAGCCCAACUAGGUGCCUACACCCGCCCGGGGGACGUCGGAGACUUGGGGGGCAGGACCCCCUCCGCCUUCUGACACCCUGGCCAGCGCGGGGGACUUUUUCUGCACCAUGUAGCAUACUGGACUGCCAGCCUUGCCCGUCCCAGGGGCAGGCAAGGGAUGCCACUCGAGCCCGGGCAGCCUGGGUGCACUGAUGGAGAUACGGACUUGGGGGGACCCUGGCCUCCCGAAAGCCAGGGAAGGGAGGGCUGAAGGACUCAUGGUGACUGAGGGGGUGGGGACCGAGCCGCCCGCCUCUGCCGCCCACCACCAUCUCAGGAAAGGCUGCUGGUGCUGGCUGCCCGUUCCAGCUGCAGGGGGGACGCUGGGGGUGUCCCCAGUGCGCCUUCACUUUGGGCCUGGCCUCAGGCCCCUGGUGCUUCCCCCCCUCCUCCUGAGGAGGGGGUCUGUGAAGAGCAUAUGAGCCAAACCUGACCACUAGCCUCCUGGAGCCAGAGAAUGGGGGGCGUGUGAAGGCCUUCUUAACCCAGUGCCCAGCCAUCUUCCCUGAGCCGCCGGCGGGCGGUGAACGAUGCCUGCCUCACCUUCAUCUGGGGGUGUCCAGGAGGGGUCCAGACUGUGAAUCCUGUGCUCUGCCCGGGACCACCCCCCCCCCCCCAAUCCCCAUCCAUCUCAUUGCAUAGGUUUAGAGAGAGCACGUGUGACCACUGGCAUUCAUUUGGGGGGUGGGAGAUAUUGGCGGAAGCCACCCCAGCCUUAGUCCCCAGGGCAAAGCGCUGGGGAGGAAGAUGGGGAGUCAGGGAGGGGGGAAGUCUCAGAAGAGGGAGGAGUCUGGGAGCGGGGAGGGACGGCCCAGCCUGUAAGAUACUGUACAUGCACUGCUGUAGAUAUACUGGAAUGAAUUUUCUGUACAUGUUUGGUUAAUUUUUUUUGUACAUGAUUUUUGUAUGUUUCCUUUUCAAUAAAAUCAGAUUGAACAGUGAA